Molecule: messenger RNA, 12708 nt
Organism: Leucoraja erinaceus (little skate)
Lineage: Eukaryota; Metazoa; Chordata; Chondrichthyes; Rajiformes; Rajidae
Product: putative Polycomb group protein ASXL3
Exons: 10
Coding region: 1798-7707 (1969 amino acids)
Biological process (GO): positive regulation of transcription by RNA polymerase II; animal organ morphogenesis
Cellular component (GO): PR-DUB complex
Molecular function (GO): chromatin binding; peroxisome proliferator activated receptor binding; DNA binding
Source: RefSeq, a predicted model, not a curated record
GACUGCUAGAGAAACUCAGUAGGCCAGGCAACAUUUGUGGAGGGAAAUGGGCAGACAGUAUUUCAGGUUUGAACCCUUCUUCAGACUGAUGGAGUAGAUGUGAGGGGAAUGAGUGGUGCAAGAGUUGGCAAGUGAGAGGUGGAUCCAGGUAAAUUGAUUGGUCGAGUUGGGGGAGAGAACAAAGGAAGACCCACCAUGGGGGAAUGGCGGAGAGCGAGGGAGAGGGGGUAGAACAAAAGAGGAGCUGGCAUGGGAUACUUUGUCAGUGUCCUUUAUGUGGCGCCUACAUGCAUACCUUGGGUAUGCAAGCAAACAAUUUCACUGUGACUUUGUCACAUAUGACAAAAUAUUCAUUCAUUCAGAAGGGUGGAGAAGGUAACCAAGGCUGGAGUAGAAAAGGCAAAAGGGUGUAAAUGGUGGAAUCUGAGAAGAAAGGAAGGUAGGGAGUGAAUUGUAGAACUAAAGGGAAGGAUAGUGGGAAGGAAUGAGCAAGGAGACGAGAGGGAAGAAAAAUGAGGGAACCGGAGUGGGAAAGGGGCAGAUGAUAAGUGUAGCGGCAGAUUUUCAUAUCUUUCAGGUAAUUAGCACCCUAGCCGCUAAAUGGAUGAGAAUGGUUGAAGGGGGUGUCUUCGAAACGCAUGCGAGCUCACUCACCGAGAUCUUCAGAGCUUCUUCACAGAUAUGGCUUCCAAACACAGUCUUUUGAUGAAUAAAUGCUUUAUUGUUGAUAGAAAAUAGUAAGAUACAUCCAAAUUUAUUUUGACUCGUUACUACAAUCUUCAUCGAACUCUAGCUUAUUACUUUAAACAUAAGAAAACUCCUCGUGUCUCCGUAACACUGGCAUGAUCUGGCAUGUGGCCCGCAUGGUUGAAGGGUUAAUCUUCCCCAUCGUCUCUCCAAACUAAUCUAAAAACUAAACUUUUGCACAAGCAUCUUAGCUCCAAACACGCCCAAAAACACAUCAUAAAUCCCACCCACAAUAUAACGGGCAGUCUAAAAUUUAAAGGCACAUGCCAUCAACAAUGACAUGCAAAACAGGCCAAAUGGCCACUACAAUAAGCAGAUGGAGGAGGUGAAGGAGGAGAAAGGAACCAGGUGACAGGGCUGGGGUGAGUUGGGGAAGGGGAGAGCUAUGUUUGGGGGGAAUUGGAUUUUGCUGGCUACAGGGGAGGAGAGAGGCGCUGUUGUUUACCUGAAUUGUGUACCCAUCUAUUUCUGCUUCCAUUAGAAGCCAAGGUAAUGGUCAUCAGAUGCUGCCUUUUAAUUGAGUCCAAUGUAUCCUCAGUUCAGAGACAAUUAGGUUGGUCUGUAAAUAAUCAGAAUUUCUAACAGUGUAAACAUCCCAUAAAUUAAUUUAAAAAAAUAAAAGUAAUAAGGUGUUUGUGAAGUGGCAUUCUAGGUGGCAAUCUUGAGUGAGUAUGUUGUAUAUGGAAUGCACCAUAUAUAAUUUUUUUUUCCUUGUGUACAAAAUCAAAACGUUUACAUGAUAUGCUAAUAAAUCAUGGAUGCAACAACAGGCUAAGUGACUUCUGAGAGAAAAAAAAGAAAAUGAAGAAUGUGUUGUAGCAGUGUCUCCCAACCCCCCACUUCCAGGUCAUUCUAAUUUAUUUUAUUUUAUUUCAUUGAAUACUGAUACUGUUGAACUUUCCCCUUCUUUGAUCAUUCUGGCAUUUUAAAACCUUGCUAGUUUUUAUUUCUGGGCAAAAAUAUUGAUGCUUGUCUUUAAUCCUUGGUGCAAAGUAUAUUUUAAAUUAUUGGAUUGUGAUUUCAUUUGGAUUGUGUUCAACCUUAUGCCUGAUGGUUAAAUGUAAUAAAUGCUCCAGAUUAAAAUUUGCUUUUCAUGUCUGCUAUUGUGAUGUAAAUGUUGGUCAAGGUUGGAAGAAUUUGCACAAAGUCCAAGUGGAAAGUGAAUGUUUUGUGAGAAGUGCUCACACAAUAAUGUAUGCAUCUGUUUCUCAAAUCAGUGGAACCUCUCCUCUGGCCUGCCUUAAUGCCAUGCUUCAUACCAAUGCUCGUGUGGAAGAUGGAGCUUUCUGCCGAAUUCCAGGAAAGAUGGGUCUUUAUGCUCUUAAAAAAGAUGAAUUGGUAACGUCAGCAGAGGGGGUUAUUGAUUUGGAUGGCGAAUCAGAUUUAGACAGCUGCGAAAUGGCUGAAAUAAAUAGCAAUGAAGAGGAAAAUGGAGAUUGCCCAGAACCAAAACAUGUGCCUGGUGAGAGUUCUCUUCCACAUAAUACAAAUUCAUCAACAACUGUUGCACAAAACAAGCUGAUAUCUUCUACUCAGCAGCACACCAAAAAAGCACUAAAACAGGCAUUGAAGCAGCAACAAAAGAGGAGGAUUGGUGUUACUAUGAUGAUGAACAAGGCCAUUCCUUGUGUUGUACUCACGCCACUAAAAGUAUCAGAAGAGCAUUCUGAAUUGCCAUCUGGAUUUGAAUCAAACAAUAUUUGUGAGCUGAACGGUUCUGAUAAAAAAUUAAAAGAAGGGUCAAGAUCCUCACUAAGUCCUACUAAGACAUCAGAUCAACACCUGAAAAGAUUGAAAAGAUCAAGCUCAGGACAGCUCAAACGGACAAGAGGAGAGGAAAUCGACGUUGAGACCCCAGGCUCUAUCCUGGUGAACACCAAUCUGCGAGCUUUAAUAAAUAAGCACACGUUUGCCUCUCUACCACAUCAUUUUCAACAACAGCUCCUGAUUUUACUACCAGAAGUAGACAGGCAGAUUGGGUGCGAUGGGGUUUCCCGCCUCAGUGCUUCAGCCCUGAAUAAUGAAUUCUUUGCUUAUGCGGCACAAGGUUGGAAGGAACGACUAGCAGAAGGUGAAUUUACUCCUGAAAUGCAGUUACGUAUUCGACAAGAAAUUGAAAAAGAAAAGAAAGUUGAACAAUGGAAGGAAAAGUUCUUUGAACAAUAUUAUGGAGAAAAGUUGGGAAUAACACAAGAAGAAGGAAUGAAGCUGGAAUCUGUAAAACAUUCUUCAGAAAAUCAAGACAACUCUUCAUUUUCACCACAAAGCAUCUCACCAGAGCCUUGUCAGAGCACAUCUGAUAGUAAAUUUGAUAGCAAAAUAAAUCUUGUGCCUUAUUCAGAUCAAACACAAUGCAUCAUACAGCAAACCCCAGCCAAAGAACUAUCCAAAACUGUAAAGGAAGAGGAUAUGCUUAUAUCCUUGUGCUCAGAUAUUACCUCAGAUGAAUCUGUUAUUCAGGAAGAGAUAGCAGAAGAAGUUGAACCGCAUAUUUCUGAAAGUCAUGAUCAAAACAAACCUCUCCAGUGUAAUGUGUCUGAUAUUGAUCAGUCACGUUUGCUUACUCCUGACAAAGCAGAACAAGUAGUAUUGACAGACUUGAAGUCUGAUCUAAUUACUCAAUGUAUCAAGGAGUUUGAGUCCCAAUCUGAGCGCGUUGUAGAUUCACAGGCACCUUCCCUGGAGAUAUCUGGCCUUUCUUUCCAACUGCUUAUCUCCACUUCAACACCCUCUCGGUUGUCUGAUUCCUUUGAUGCUUCGAAUAGUGACACAUGUGAGCCAACGACUAAUUCAAGUAAUGAAGAGCAUACCAUCGAAGACAGUUACAAUGAGGAGCUUGAGGCAAUCACCAAUAAUCACAACUCUCCAGGAGGGAAUACACAUUGUACAUCCCAACACUCACUCACCUCGACAUGCUCUGAAGCCUCUAUACUGUCUGAGCCGCCUGAAACUGAGAACACAAACACUGAAACCCAACUCGUGAUGUUACAGGACAGCCCUCAGCCACCACCACAGUUAUCAACACUUUUAGACUCUCCCACAUUAUCUUCUGAGGGAUCUAGAAAAGAUAAUAAAGACCUUGAGUUCCAUAAGAGAAAACCACCAGAGCAGCGUGUUCUAGAGAUCUGUCAUGAGAAAAGACCUAGAAUUGAAAAUGUCCAGACUAUUUCCAUUCCGCCCAGCAGAUCUCAAAGUGAAAUAGAAAUAUCUUCUAAAGAAGAGCCAAAGGUUCCACCAAUCAAGAUUCACUUGUCAAGGAUCAAACUUCCUUUUGUUGUCCAGAGUCAGCCAUCCUACCAGAUUUGGCCAAAGUCGUCUUCCGGUCUGGCGCUGGGUGGGGGAAGGAACACCGGCGCUCGGACCCUUGCAGACAUCAAGGCCCGGGCACAGCAGGCUCGAGCUCAGAGGGAGGCGGCAGCAGCAGCAGCCGCAGCUGGCCCAGUGGGAGAUGGAGGGAUCAGCGUUACAGGAGCAACUGGAGGGCAGACCAGAACACUGGCAGACAUUAAAGCACAAACAAAAGCAAAGUUACUUGCCAAACAUCAGGCUAGAACACAAUUACUACAAUUAGAUGAGCAAAUCUCCUGCAAACAAGGCACAGUCACAGUAGGAGAUGUACAGGAUGCCAAUGUCACAAAGAGUGAAGAGGUUGUUAAAGCAGAUAACAACACUUCAUCAAAGUGUUGUACUGAACCUACUCCAGCACUCAAAGUUGAUGACGAUGUCAGUGUGUCAGAUUAUACCAUCAAUAGUGAUCUUCAUUACUCUCCUGAUAUUGCUGCCAAGACAAACAUUCCUCACAUACCAGCAUCGAGCUGUGUAAAAAAUGCUACAAGGCUAGACUGCACUGGUGAUAUCGCAGGACCAAAUUCAGUGGGCCUUGUUACAGCCAUCUCUACUGACAAUAUUAUUGUAUCCAAUUCCAGUGUUGAAGAAAAGCAUCCUCACGCUAUCAAACAGAAUUGUGCAAACGGAGCUUCUGUGCCAAGGUCUGCUGAUGGAAGUGCAAUGCCAAGCUCUGCUGAUGGGGAUGUCAUACCAAGCAGUGCUGCCAGCAGCACAAAGCCAAACUGCACUUAUGAAAUUACUGUAUCAGGUUCAAGUGGUUCUAUUAAUAGUAAAGAUUUGCCAUCUUCUGAAGGUGGAGUUUCCAAAACUCAGACUGUACUUAAAACAUCCAUGCAAUGUUUUCCUGACCCUGGUGUCCUGGCAAUGCAUUGCACCAACAAUGUUUAUUCUGAUAAAAUGUCUUCUCCAAGCAGUGGUGAAGACAUAGUAACUGUAAGCAAUAAUGAAAAUGUAGCCAAUAGCAAUGAAGAUGCCUUUGAGAAUUCCUCUAUUAUUAACCCCAUAUCAUCCAACUCUGUUGCCGAUACAGGCGUUUUGAAUUUCAAUACAGCCAUUAUUUUGAACUCUGCCAGCAAUAACCACAUGUCAACCAGUUUCAACAUUACAACCAAAUCAAAUUCAGCAAAUCAAUCACUAGAUUUAGAAUCUACAAUAAUAAACAAGAUAGAAAUUGGUGCUCCAAGUGCCCAGCUGUCGAGCUCUUUUAAACCUUGUAUUGGUACAGAAGGGACCUCUAAUGCUGAGGUUGGUUCCACAGCAGUUAAUUUACAUAAAACAUCAGGAGCUUACUUGUCAAAUUUAGAUAUGGAUCCACAGACUAAAAUGGUUAAAGCAGAAAAUGCCUUGAACUCUCACAUACAAUCUCAGGAAUUAGUUUGUAAAUGUGCCAAACCCAGCAGUGAAAGUCAAUCAGUGUACAGUGGCAGAAACAAUGAUUCUAAAGUGAUAACAGAACAAGAGAAUGAUGGUCUACUACUUCCUGCUAAAGACUCACUAGUAUCUCCACUUCUGUAUGAAACGACAGGCACUUCAGGUCCACGAUUUGAGUUUACUGAUCUUGAAAAUCACUGUUUUGCAGGAAAAACCUCAAAAGAUUUUGGUGAGGUGAUUCAUAAUAACCAGGAGCAAAACAUGUCAAACCAAAGUAAAUCAAGCUACCAUGCUGAUGAAAGUCAAAGUAAUAAUGAACUGGUGAAGUAUAGUGCCAAAAGCCACAGUUUAGAUAAUAACUAUAAUAAGUAUGAUGAAGGCAGAGUGAAAAGUGACAAAUUGGAUAGUUAUACCAAUCCUCAUGAAUCUACAGACAUCAAACAAAUACAUUUAGAAUCUGUUAACACUUUUGCUGAGUCAGGAGCUGACCAGUCCAGGGAAAAGGAAAAAGAUUUGUCCAGCACGAAUGACUCUGAAACUAAUCGGGGGGAGCACCUGGUAAAGAAUGAAGCUAUAGAAAUUGCCUAUCAUCCCAGAAUCAAUCCAUUGGUGGGCAACUUGCAAACAACAAGAUCCAAAACAGCUUUUGGCGCAAGGCAUUCUCAAGAAUUCAGAUUAUCAACUGUGGAAAAUCGAGAAAAGGCUCCUGCUCUUGGAAGCACAAAUCGUCAUCUCUCAUCAGUGGAAGCCAAUAACCCUCUUGUGACACAGUUGCUGCAAGGCAACUUGCCUCUGGAGAAAGUGUUGCCUCAGCUACGGUCAGGCACAAGGCUUGAGAUUAAUAGGCUUCCUUUGCCCUCUCGAAGUUGUGGUGAAUCGAAAGGGUCUGCAGCUGAGAGGGAUUUCACUAUUAACAUUCCUCACUCUGUUUCUCAUUCCUCAAAGGGGCAGACUUGGGGAACAGUAUUGGAAAUUCAAUGCAACACUCAUGACACGCCCAUAAGCAAGAGACAGGCUAAGUCACUAGAGGAACAGUCACAAAGUAGAUUAAAGCAAGCAAAACAGUUCACUUCUGUAGGAGUUGAAAUGUGGUCACAAACUCCAGUCAGUAUGGAUCAGGACCAAUCAGGGCAACAACAAACAAUAUUUAAGCAAGAGUGGAUUAACAAGACUUUCAUUCAGAACAAAGUCAUUAAAAGUCCAGAGUUUAAAGAGCACAAGAGACCAUUGCCUGCAUGUGGUUUUGAGCAGAAUUUGUUAACGACCAGUAACAACAACAGCUUUAUUAUCACAGCCCCUACCUCACAGAAACAGCACACUCAUCAAAAGUCUAUUACUUUGAGAGGAUUAGCUAAAGCAGAAACCUCACUGCAUACGAUUCCACCAGCCACUCUCGACUAUGCCACCACAAAUGCAUUUACAUACAAGCGAUCUCUAGAGCGAAGCAGCACUGCAUUUAACACUGUAGCACAAGAAGAUACUUCAGUGAACGCUGAAAUGGAAAGCAGAGAAACUGUUUGCUCAAGCAGUCUUAAAAUUAAGCAAACUGAUAUCAGUUGCAGAGCAAUACAAACUGUCCCAAAUAAUGCUGUAAAUCAUCUUACUUCAUUCAGCGAGUGUGAAGCACCAUCUGAUCAAAACAGAGGAAUAGUUACCAUAGAAACCAAUAAAAGACUAAAUUUACAUGCUAAUAAUACUAGUGGUAUUAAAAUAGAGCAGUUCUCUGGUGAUGAUGCCUUUAGCAAAAGCUGUGCACUGGAUGUCAAGGAGAUUUCAAAUGAUCAUUAUGAAACAAAAGAACACAUAAAGAUUUUUGGACCAACAAUGGAUGUCUUUUUUGGUAAAUUAGUAAAUGAAUCUGAUUUUUCUUCUCAUCUGCCAACCGAGUCUCCAAAGCCAGCCUCACACCUUGCCGCUCAGAAACUUGUUCAGCAGCAGCAACUCUAUGGAAAUUAUUCUACCAUACAUUUCAGUGGCACCAAUUUGAAGCAAGCUGCUUCUGUUAUUAAACAGUCCAUUGGAAGUUUUCUGGGAAGUAGCGGAAAUGAUGCCAUUGGUUUAUCUAAUCAGAACACUUCCAUUCUGGCUCACAGGUUUUCUAACAACAAAGCUGCAGAACUGGAAUUGAAAUGCUCUUGUAGACUGAAAGCCAUGAUUAUGUGUAAAGGGUGUGGAGCCUUCUGCCAUGAUGACUGUAUAGGGCCUUCAAAGUUGUGUGUAGCUUGCUUGGUAGUAAGAUAGAGAAUGUUGCCUCACAUAAAGCAUUAUUUCCAUAAUGUAUAGUAUAGGAAGAUUUUGUUAAUAAUUGAUUCUUCAAAAGAAUCUUGAUGGAUGUAAGAGCUGUACCAUUGCACUACAUCGGAUUACAACAUUUAGUCCAGUAACACCCUGCAACAUGUACCAUAUUCUACUUUUAGAAUUAGACUUAGAUGAUUAUAGCUAAUUGCAUUAUGUCGCUACGUCAUUACAUAUUCCGAGAGUUAGAAGAUAAGAAGGUUGUGCCAGCAAUUCCAUAGGUCAUACUCCUAGUAAAAUCAGGAAGAGAACAGCCCUUUCUUCCCUGCAGCCUGACAGUGGGUUAUAAGGUAUGAGCAAAUCCAUGAGAGCAAGUGAUAAACUUGCUCUCAGUAACAUGGAGAGAUUAGUCCAAAAGUGAGCAGAAUCGGAUAAUACAUUAUCUUUUAUUCUAGUUGCAUUUUAUUCUAGUAAAUGCUUACUUUGUAAAGGUGUUCUGCUUUCACUGAGUUAAACGUCUUAUUGAGUUCUUCAAUGCUUUACAAAUAAUUCUUCAAAACAUUUUUUAUCACUUAUCGACAGUAUAUAUCAUUUUUUCUUACUGUUUUUACAAAACUUCUAAACUCUAUAGAGUUUCUUUUGAAGAACUGACCUUAUAUUUUAAUUGUUUAGAAGUGGAAUCAUCUACAGUCAUGUGCCAAGUUCAAUACACCAACUUGGCAAACGCCAACUGCUGAAACACUCAUGCCAGUUAUGUGUUUUUUACAAUUGAGAAAUUAUAUAAGCUAUGUAAAAGGAAAACAUUGUUACAAUUUAGCACUAUUUUAAAGUUUUAUAACAGUAGAUUGUAUAGUCUUGUAAUGAAUCUGCAUCACAUUCUAGGAAGUUACUGCAAUGUGGAGUGAAACACAAAUGUGAAUUUGUUUAAAUAUUUUUUUCUUAUUUAGUUUAGUCAUAACAAUAGAUUUACUUCUCUGGGUCUUAUCAGUGUUUGACAUUUUUUAACUUUUUAAAAGCACUGAUAUUUCACACAAGCUGCUUCCAGGCCUGUUUUGGCCCCAAACUGUAUCACUGUACUGUAAUUAUUCUGCCAACGUUAGAUAAAACAGGGAAUAAUAAUGUUAAAGUGCAUGUAUGUUACAGCCAAAUGAGUGUAAACGUGGCAUUAAGUUUAUCUGAUUACAUUUCAUUCAAGCAUUACACAUGUAUAAAAAGAAGCUCUUUUAUUAUAUGUUAGGAUAAAAAGCAAGAUAUACACUAUUUCUGAGGAAAAGAGUAGCCUGCUUUCCUUAUCUUUUUACUCAACCAACAUUUAAUAGCACUUUUUAAGAAUAUGCGGUAAACACAAAGGUAGAAUGAAUUGAAAAUGAUGUGUUGAGUUGGACGUGAAUUAAUGCAACAUGGUCAGAUUUUAGACAUUUUGAUUUUCUAUAUAAACAAGUUGAUGUGUUGUUUGAACACAAUGGUGUGAAACAUAAGAUGUCACAGGAAUUCCUAGUCUGAAUUGCGAUGAUUUGUAAUGAACACUAGAAGUUUAGAAUUGAUGUGGAACACAUUACUUAUAAUUUCCAGGACCUGAACAGUGCAAUCCUCAUCUGAUAUGAUAACACUUUAUUUGCAGACUAUUAAGCAGAAGUUAUUUUUUUCUAUGCCUUUCCUCCCCUCUUAUCCAGAAUGAAUUAAUUCAUGUGGAUUAAUGCCCCUGUCCCACUUAGGCAAUUGUUUCGGCGACUAGGCUCUCGCUACAUGGUCGCAGGGUGACGCCUGUAUGGUCGUGAGUAGUCUCCUCGCGUCGUGUAAAGAGUUGUAACGUUUUUCUGAUUGUCGCCGGGUACUGACCGGUGAAUUCCAUUGGCGUCUACCUACAUCAACCUACGUCAACCGUCGACAGGUACCGGCGACUGAAUUUUCUUCAGCUGUCGCCGACAGGGUCGUUGCUUGUCUAGGCUUGUCGUGGACGUAGGUUGACUUUGGUUGUCGUAGCUUGUCGCCUGUGUGGUCGUAGGCGUGGUCAUAAGUGGACGUUCUAAUGGGUUGUCGGUAGAUUGCCGUAGCUUGACGUCAACUAGGUGGUAGCUUGUCGUAGCUUGUCGUAGACAUUGUCGUAGGGGUGGGGGGAGGGGGGGUCCAGUCGCCGCUUUGUUGGUGACCUGCUACGACUGUGACGGUCGCCAAAAAAAUCGCCUAAAUGGGACAGGCCCUUAAGGCUUCACUGCACUUAUAGUUCCCUAAUCUUUAUGACUAAUCUGGAUGUAAAUUGCUGCUUGGAAUGUGAGAUCAAAUCACCAGCAUUUCUGAUCUCAACCAAGUACCUUCAAACGAAUUUAGAGGAGGUUACUGGAUGAAAAUCAGGAACAUACUGUACAUACAGGUUGAUUUUAACUGCUCAAUCAUAGCACUGAGAAAAACCUUAAUGCUUUCAUUGCUACCACAGAAUGGCAUUAGAUAACAAGACAGAUAUCAAGUUCACAUGGGAUCAUGCGUAGCACCAACAUGGUUUUCUAGCUCACUAUUUAAAAAUUGAUCUGUCAGCAAUCCUCAAUAGUUCCCCAAGUUUGUUAUGUUUUUAUUGUCAGUAAAUGCUUUUUAUUGACAGAAUACCUGUUAUGGAAAUUUAAAUAGAGCACAAACCUUCUAUCAGUUAUCAGGUCAAUGGCAAUAAUAUCUUUAUGUAUUAAUUCAGGUUCAUGUACCUCUCUAUAAAGGGCACGGAAAGUCAAGUAAAAACGGCAUCACAGAAAGUUUAGUCCUUGGAGCACUGAAAGCAUCUUUGUUACCUUAUUCUCCAAUUGUAUCUACAUUUGUAUUAUUUAUCCAUUGAGCAUGUCUGCCUAAUUGAGAACCUAUUCUUUUUUUCUGAAAGACAAAAACUGUAGAUUGAGGAUAUCUGAAUUCAAAGAGAAAUUUCUGGGGAAACUCAGCAGGUCAAGCAGCAUCUUUGGAGCGAGAAAUAGGUAAUGGUCUUAAUAAUUGUCUGCCACUUUAAUUCUCUAUCACAUGGACUUGAUUUUUAGCCUCCUAUUGUACUCCAGCAAAGCCCAAUGUGAGCUCAAGAAAUUGCACUUCAACUGCCCUCCUUAUGUAGCCCUCAAGAUGCAAUGUUGAAUUAAUCAAUUUCAGAUCACCAGCACAGGUGAACGAUCAGCCACCUUCAACAAAAACUGUCACUCCAGACAUUCGUCCUGGUCUGCUGAGUAUUCGCCUGCAUUGACUUUUACUUCAGAUUCACAACAAUUGAUUUGUUUUGCAUCUCACAAUUCAAGCGUGAUUUUGUACUAUAACUACCCCCAUUCUUCUUCCUUUGUUCACCGCUUUUAUUAUCUAGUAUUCAUUUCCAUCUCUUAGUCAAUACCAAAAGCAAAUGUAUCACCUGGACAACUUUGAACUGCUCCUGAUUUGUUUUCUCACCAUUACAGUUCUGAUGAAGGCACUUUGAUCAGAAACAAUAAUUGUUUCCCUGUCCACAAAUGUGUACUGACUCACUGAGUAAUCUCCAAUUUCAGGUCAUCUGUUUUCCUUCCCUCUAUCCCUUUCACCUUCAUCCAGGUCAUCUUCUCACACAUACACAACCUUCUUUCCAACACAUCACCUCACCAUCACCAUCAGUCCCCAAUCUGCCAGAUUCCCCUUCCCCACCUAUCAUCACCAUACACUCCUAGAUCCACCUAUUCCUUGCCAGCUUUCCCCAGCCACCUCCUCUGCCUUACCCCCUUUAUACUGGCUAUCACCCCUCUACCCUUUCAGUCUAGAUGAAGGUUCUCCCCUCAAUGUCAACGGUCCAUUUACUUCUGUAGAUGCUGCCUGGCCUGUUGAAUUUCUCCAGCAGCGCUAGUACAGUAUUUGCAAUUUCUUACAUCUCCACUGAGUAUUCCCACUCUUUAUAUUCACAUUUAUCUAUAUAGCAUGUUGUCAAGGGUGACACAGUUGUGCAGCAAUAGAGUUGCUGCUGCCUUACAGCGCCAGAGACCCGUGUUCGAUCCUGACUACAGGUAUUGUCUGUACAGAGUUCGUACGUUCUCCCCAUGACCGCUGGGUUUCCCCCAGAUGCUCAAGUUUCCUCCCACACUCCAACGACGUACAUGUUUGUAUGUUAACUGGUUUCAGUAAAAAAUGUCCCUGGUAUGUAGUGUUACGGGGAUUACAGGUCAGCGUGGACUCGAUGGGCUGAAGGGCCUGUUUCUGAGCUGUAACUGAACUACACACACAUUAUUAUUGCUGAUAAAUGAUAUCCAGAAAAUGAUAUCUUAAACUUAAAAGGUGCUGCUUGGCCUCUAGAAAUAGAAAUGAAUUAACACAUACCUUCAGCUAACAGAAUUUCAGCAUACACUGCAUUUUCUUAAUCUACUCAGCCCAAUGUGAUUCAAGUGUGGCAACAGAUUUUUUUUCAGCUCUUUUAACAUGGAUGCUGCAGACAUGGAACUUCCAUUCCCAACAUUGCUUAUCACAUCUGUCAGGGGUUGUAACACAUACAGAUCAAUAACAUCUGCAGCAGUUUGCUUGGGGAUUUUGUUUUCUAAAUUUCUGACAUGAAUCCUGGUAAUUCUAUUAAGGCUUUGUAUUUUUAACUUUUAGAAAUUUCCCUCUCCUACUUGUGAUCAUUUUAUGCAGGGAUUUGUUUUUACUCACAGUUGUCUGGUAUAAUACUUUUAUUUCUUUAUCCAAGAGUAAUAGAAUAAUGUCCAGGUGUUAUUUAUUCAUUAUUAUAUCCACUGUGUUAAUCAGGUGCAUUGACUCAGACUGUUUUAUUUCCUCAAAUACUGCUUGUAAAAGAUCAGCCCUGAUUAACUUAAGUGCUCCAUUCCUCUGAUAAAAACAUUGUUAUAUAGAUUUAUUUUUUACUUUUUCUUGUUUUUAGUACAGAACAAAAAUAGUUCCAAUUUUAAUAAAUGCAAUUUUCAAAACAAACAAAGCAUUGUAGAAUAAAAUAUAAAGAGUACUUGUGGACUUGCUUCCAACCUUCAGUACAGAACACAGUGCUGAAAUAACUCAGCGGGUCAGGCAGCACCU